AUGUAUGAAGAGCGAUUCGAAACAAUGAAACGGCUGAUGGCCAGCCAUGGUCGGCGCUUAGAGCCCGAGUGGCGGGUAUACACAAGGGGCGCGGCCAGAAAGCAUAUCCUCGUAGAGAUACAGAUAAAGCGAUAG
Fusarium mangiferae is the source of this 135-nucleotide messenger RNA. RefSeq lists its product as uncharacterized. The coding region runs from base 1 to 135 and encodes 44 amino acids. NCBI's taxonomy places the organism in Eukaryota, Fungi, Ascomycota, Sordariomycetes, Hypocreales, Nectriaceae. The record is from RefSeq and is a predicted model, not a curated record. The transcript has a single exon.